Molecule: messenger RNA, 2108 nt
Organism: Xiphophorus hellerii (green swordtail)
Lineage: Eukaryota; Metazoa; Chordata; Actinopteri; Cyprinodontiformes; Poeciliidae
Product: fucolectin-4-like
Exons: 6
Coding region: 156-671 (171 amino acids)
Source: RefSeq, a predicted model, not a curated record
GGACUAGUAGACAACAUUCUGUUCCGGCUUAGAAACAUUUACAAAUAAAAGCCGAGGCGAGAGUGAGAGAGAAUCAUAAAACAGCAGAGAGUGAUCGACGUCGUCCCAAAGUCCUGCGAUUCACUUAUGAAGAACAAAUUCAGAAACCACCUAAGAUGAUGUGGAGACUGUUACCCAUCUUACUGAUUGGAAGGCUGUAUGUAACUCAGCAGACAACAGAUUGCUGCAACCAGCCAAUGAUUGAUUUGACUGACAAAAACGCAUCUCAGUCUUCGAGCUCCACUAAUGAGUACAGCCGACUGACCAACGCUGACAGGGCCUCUGACGGGAAUCGCUCCACAUGUUCUCUCACCCUGAUUCAAUCUAACUCCUGGUGGAGAAUUGACCUGCAGGGCGUUCACAACAUCUCCUGUGUCUGUAUAUACAACAGGAACUGCUCGAGUCUGAACUUAAAUGCUGCCGAGAUCUACGUAGGAAACUCUCCAAAGAACAACGGCAAACUAGCCUGCAACAUCACAGAGUUCAACGAAGGCCAGAUAAACGUCUUCAAGUUCCCCAAAUCGGUGUUUGGGCGCUACGUGACGGUGUUCAGACCAGGACAAAAAGCCAUGGUUCUUUGUGACGUGAACAUCACUGGCACAGCGUUAGAACCUCCAUUCUGUGAUGACUGAUUGUUGUGAAGAAUCCCUGAAAAACUGAGGAGAAAAUCAGAGAUCGGUUCUGAAUCCUGGAUGGACAGAGGCAGACAGAACGGCCCUCUGUUUGAAAUGUUCGUUUUUAUUUCUGUCCUUUUUUUGGGUGGUUGGUUUGAUUUUCCUUCUUUGAGCAAAACUUAUUAUGUCAUAGUAAUAUUUAUUUGAAUUUGUAUCGGAAGGUUCUGGGUUUGUAUAGUGUCAUUCUCGCUGAUAUUAUUAUGAAGUAUUUGUGACGUUUAAUGCUAUAAAGCUUGCUGUAAAUGACCGCUGAUGACCAUUGCUUAUUAGGUUGUUUUACUGUUUUAUCAGAAUAAAUGGAGAAGUACAGUAAAUGUUUAUUUUUCAUUAAAGUAUCAAACAUCACAAAGUAUUUUACACUGAAAUAAAUGUCCAAUUUUUGAAAUUCUGUACGUCACUCAUUUAGAGAACUGAUUUAGCAGCUUUGAGUGCUUUUUUAAUGGUAAAGAGACGAUUUCAAACAGUGAUUUUAGAAAUUACUUCAACUGCAGUCAAAAUUAUUUUUGCUAUCUGUUGGGGCCUUGGAUUUCUUGUCAUGAAGGGAGUAGAAAAGUUGCUGGGAUAUCGGAUUAGAGAUGACGUUUCAGCAGAGGGCUCACCUGCUGACGAUGAAAGAUUUAAAUACUUUGGUUUUGACAUUGUCGCCAAAGACAACGUGAAAGACGAUGGCAUGCUAGCAGAAAGCAAAGAGGACUGGAGAUGGAAAUACUUUGGUUUGGAUGACAUUGUCCCUGAAGAUCAACAGGACAUGGAAGCUUCCUCUAACUUUACCAUCAAUAUGGAUUUGACAGUCAAGACAUCUGAAGACACUGUUGCUUUGGAAAGCGACUGUGUUCCUGAAAUCAAAACGGAGCUGCACUUGGAACAUGUGAUGAAAUCUUUGAGGAUUCAUCAGAGGAAGAAACCUCUUCAGUUGACGCAAACUCAAACGAUGAAGAUGAAGCUCUGUCUUACUGCAGAGGCAACCACAGAGAUCUGGCCUCCAUCUUGAAUGAACAGAUGCAGACCUUUGCUGAGCUGGAGGCUGAGAAAGUCAACAGUCCCUUCAUUUGGAUCGGACUUCGCUACACCUGCACUCUGGACUUCUGGUUCUUCUGGUUCUGGGUUGAUGACAACGUUGUAAAGUUUAAUUGCUGGGAUUGGGAUGAUUAUAAAGAAGACUGUGACAUGAGUGGAGGCAUGGAGAAAGAAGGAGACCAUCGCUGGUUCAGCAAGUCUGACUAUGAAGAGUUUAAUUUUAUCUGUCAGUACCAGUGAGAUUUAGGACUUCUACUUUAUUUCAAUUGUGGUAUUCCUUUGUGACCCGGUUUUUGUUUUUAAGAAUCUAAAACGUUCAAAUUAAAGAUAAAACCAAGAAAAACAAAUAAAUCAAUAAAACACAAAUUUGACUUAAAA